AUUAAUGGAUUCAAUAUUAACUCUAUUGGUGUAUACAAUUUCUUCAAUUUCAAUUACUAAAAUACGAAUUUGUGUAAGAGGAGGAGUGUAUAAAGCGGGUAGCGUGUACACGUAAUAUCAAAGUAAUGAGUUUUUCAAGAAAAUGUUGGCAAUAUAUUGACGACUACCUAAGAAACUCCUCAUUGCAUGGAUUGAGUUAUGUUGGAGAUUCUACACUAUCGUUUGCGGAAAGAUUCUGUUGGUUAUUGUGUUUUAUCGGCGCAGCAUCUUUUGCCGGUUAUUGGGUCAGUCUAAUAUAUAUUAGGCAAGUGCCAGUUACGAUCACUGAAAACCCCACGCCAGUGUUCGUAUCAGACAUUCCCUUUCCAACUGUCACAGUGUGCAAUGUGAACAGAGUAAAACGUUCAGCAGCCCACAGAAUGCUAAAUGAAACCAAUCAUUCGAUAACAAAAGAUAUGUUGAAAGAUUUCUGUCGCUCAAACUUUGUAAGUAUAACUGCAGCAAACGCUACUACGGGAAGUUUCCCAUCGGUUGAUAUAAAUCACUUCUUCUCGCAGAUUGGUCAUUCAUGUUCCGAUAUGGUAAUGCGGUGUUUUUGGAAAUCUGAAGAAAUUGAUUGUAAAAAAUGGAUGAAUCCCACAAUAACACAAGAAGGACUUUGUUGCACCUUUAAUUUAAUGCCCAGCAGCUACAUAUUGCGAUACAGAUCCAACAGUGACAGAUUAAAGUACACCUACCCUAUAAUAGUCGAGGAGUGGGAUCAAGAACGUGGAUUCUCUAGAAACCCCAUCCUUGAAAGCAUACCGUGGAGGUCUGAGGGUGCCGGUGUUUUUUUUGGUCUGAGCUUGAUACUCAAUGCAAAUCUAAGUGAAUAUUACUGUGGAUUUCGUAAAAGUUCUGGAUUUAAGGUUAUACUUAACAACCCUUUAGAAUUGGUAGGGUAUUCAAGGCAAAUACCUCUUCAACGCGAGACUUGGAUGGAGAUUGAAGCUUUCGUGAAAGAAACUGACAAAGAUACUCGUUCCAUACCGUUUGGAAACCGCCUCUGCUACUUUAACAGUGAGAGAUAUUUAAGAUUUUUCAGGAUGUAUAGCCGACGAAAUUGUAUAACGGAAUGUAGAUCAAAUCGGACACUUCUAAAAUGCGACUGUACACCAUACUUCCUUCCAAAAAAUUCCAAAACCAGAAUUUGUGAGCCAAGUGAUAUGGACUGCGUAUCGAAGACCAGGGAGGAUGGGACCAAUCAAGAGAUGUGUGAUUGUUUAUCGGGGUGUUUUGAAAUAUCUUACGGCGCAGUUUGUCAUUACGGAUUAUUACGUAAAGAUACUGCAGAAAACAUCAGUGGAGAUGUGCCCAUAGAUUAUUUUAUCGAAAACGGCGCAGUGCUUCAUCUUUACUAUCCGUCAAUAAUGUUAAAAAAAUAUAUUAGAAAAGAAAUUUAUGGUUUCUCAGAGUUUCUGUCGAACACUGGCGGUUUUUUAGGACUUUUUCUGGGGUGUAGCAUUUUAAGUCUGGUGGAAUUGGUGUAUUAUCUAAGUUUGAAAUUGAUAUGUUCUAUGAUUCGUACACGCAAUGAGGAUACUAUUUACCCUUUUGUCAAUUGAAACAGAUGCCAUGCACUUUGUUCGGUUUCUUUAAACAACUUGUAGAUAAUACGUAGUGCUUAAAAAA
Molecule: messenger RNA, 1671 nt
Organism: Photinus pyralis (common eastern firefly)
Lineage: Eukaryota; Metazoa; Arthropoda; Insecta; Coleoptera; Lampyridae
Product: pickpocket protein 28-like
Exons: 13
Coding region: 126-1604 (492 amino acids)
Biological process (GO): sodium ion transmembrane transport
Cellular component (GO): membrane
Molecular function (GO): ligand-gated sodium channel activity
Source: RefSeq, a predicted model, not a curated record